Messenger RNA from Ostrea edulis (European flat oyster), 2656 nucleotides. Its product is annotated as spindle assembly abnormal protein 6 homolog. The record is from RefSeq and is a predicted model, not a curated record. Bases 223 to 2232 code for a protein of 669 amino acids. Gene Ontology annotation, cellular component: centrosome; centriole. Gene Ontology annotation, biological process: centriole replication. The transcript has 16 exons. NCBI's taxonomy places the organism in Eukaryota, Metazoa, Mollusca, Bivalvia, Ostreida, Ostreidae.
CCUAAAACUGCAAUUAACGCGGGUUGCUUGAACGACUUCAGACAAGUACAAACAAAUAAGAUUUGAUUGAUCUUAUUGGUAAACGUGCAUUCCAGUAGUGCGCAUGCCAGUUUUAUUUUAAUAGUUCAGUAGAAUGUAACGUCAAUAAUAUUGGUUUUAUUGGAACAUUUAACUAAUGAUUUAGUUUUGACCGGUUAUUUUCAAACGAAAAAUUGAAUAACAAUGGCAGAUGAAUUAUUUACCAAGAGACUUCCAAUUUUAGUUAAGUCUCCCGAUCGCGAAGACAGACGAGAACACGUUCUGUUGAAAAUGGAACUACAGACGAUAACGUCACCACUACAUAAGAAGGAAUUAGUUGUCAGACUGACAGAUGAGAGAGACCUGUUUUUCUUGUAUACACUGCGAUUGGGAGAAGAAGAUUUUCAGAGCUUGAAAACACAACAAGGACUUUUAGUGGACUUUGCACAGUUUCCACAGAAGUUUAUUGAUUUACUUGACAUGUGUUUAAGAGAAGAACACAAAGAGGUCCCAAAAUUUGUGUUACAUUUCAUCUCCCAGGGAUCAUUUAAUGGAGAGAGGACAACCUGUGUGUUGAAUGUGAUAGAAACCAACCCAUUCAAACAUCUUACUCACCUCAGUCUGAAGUUCAUACCAGGGACAGACUCGGACAUUAAGAAGUAUUUAGCAGAUUGUUUAAAACAAUUCAAGGACACUAAUUCCUUAUUACAACAAAGACUAGAGCACACAGAUACAGACUUAAAUCAGAAACUGCAGCAAACUUCUGAGACAUUGAAUAGCAAGACCAUAGAGCUUGAUCAUCUAAAGGCAGAGUGGACUGCCAAAAUGAAUGAUUUGGCAGCCAGACAUAAACAUGAGAUGGCUACAGAAAAGGAGAAAACUAUUCAGAUGCAAAGUAGUUUCCAGCAAAGGCAAGAUAGGGAAAGGAAAGAUAUGGAGCAGGCACACAUGAAGAUAGUGAAGCAGUUAGAGUCCAGGCUGUAUGAAAUGGAAGGGGUCAACAAGGAUUUAACAGACAGGAAGUAUAAAUCUGAGUCCACAAUCAGGGAACUAAAAUCCAAACUCUCUACUUUGGAAGAGGAGCACCUUCGAGUCAAACAGGAACUGCAAAGUUUAAGGAAGCAGAACUCUUCUCUAGAUGGGGAGUACCACGAGAAGGAAAAAUUGAUCCAUCAACUGACCACUAGAGUAGCAGUCCUAGAACAGGAGGUCAAGGACAAAGAGAUGGUCAUUGUCAAGUCUACAGACCUACUCGGCUCAGAACAGGAUAAAAAGAUUCGUCUAGAAGAAGAGUUAGAGUACAAGCAGAAGGAGAAUCACAAACUGGAAAACAAAGUGAAAGCCAUGUCUGAGGAGUUGAUGAAGGGAAAUGAGAUUAUAAAGAAACUUCAAGGGGAGAUAAAAAAUUACCAUGCUAAGGUUAAGCUACGCAGUCAGAUUGCUAAUGAACAAGAGAAGUUACUUGGUGAAAAGGACCAAGAACUAGAAAGGUUAAGACAAGAACUUGCCAGCACAAAGGAGAAUCUGAGGCAGAAAGAAGAUGAGAGUAAAAAACUGUCAGAUAACUUAGAAACUACAGUACAAAAGCUGGAGGAAAGCAGACAGCUUCUGAAAACAAAUGAAAAUGUGAUACAGUGGUUAAAUAAACAAAUCAAUGAGACCCAGCUAACACAUCAAAGAGUGGGAACAUUUGAGGCUCCAGGGGCCACAACUAACUUCAGACCUUCAGGAUCGGCACUGCAUAACUACAGUACAUCUAGCUAUGGUUCAAUGAACUCCCAAACUGAUGUGCCUGGUCCAGGGUCAGGGGUAGGCAUCCCCAGGAGCUACCCUAAUACUCACAGACAACCCCAGGUCCAAUACAAUCCUGGUCAGCCUCGUAGGACAGGUCUACCUCAGCCAAUGACCAGAGCUUCUCACCCUCCCUCAAUUCCAGAGGAGACUCGACCUAAGUCUUCACAGUCCUCGACAGUCACAGGACUUUCGGGAGGGGACAAGGAAAAUGACCCACCUCUAGAUCCAAAGUACCUGCAGAAAAGAGAGGAACCGAUACACUUACGAGGAUUAGGGGGACGGAUGGAGUCCCCGCCCUUCAUACAAACUUCAGUAGUUCCGCCAGUGCAUGCUACAAGGGUGGGGCAGCACACAAUGGCCUCCAAAACCAGUCAACCUCCUUUAGCCUCUGCUUAUUUCCCAGGCCAAAAAAUGUCAUGACACCCAUACAGAAAAACAUAGUCUUUCAAUUUUCCGAAUUGUAAAUUGAACACAAUAUUGUGGGGUACUUACAAAAGCAGCGAAGUAUUUGGAUACCAGUUUGGAGAAUUUUCAGUUGCAAUACUGAUAGUUAUAUUCAUUGUCUUCAUAUGGUCUCAAUAACUUUAUAGAUCUGCAAUAUAUACCCCUUUAUACACUUUUUAUUGAGAGAAAUGAAAUCAUGGAAUAACACAUGUGGAGGGGUAUUAAUUUAUACUGUAAAAAGAUGCUUUUGUACCAUAUUGAAUGUUAAUGUCAUUUUGUUUUAUUGAUCAUAGUAUAUCUAUAUGUUUGAAUGUUAUUUUUAAUUGUUAUAGUGCUGUGAGCAGUCACAUUAAAUCUAUUACUGUAACAAUGAAUUGCAAUAUAAAAUAUCUUUACAAAG